Messenger RNA from Funneliformis caledonium, 328 nucleotides. The record is from the annotation of a GenBank genome assembly. NCBI's taxonomy places the organism in Eukaryota, Fungi, Glomeromycota, Glomeromycetes, Glomerales, Glomeraceae.
AUGAGUUUCAACACUGCUUAUCAAUUUCUUACUAGAAUUAUGGUACAUAGAUAUAUGUUAAUUCCUGAAAUGAUUGUAUUAUUAGGUUUAAAUUUAUUAAUUUUAGUAAUUGGAGUUGAAAAACUUGAGUUAAAAUUUCAUAUUGGAAGUAAAUGGUUAGUAGCUACCCCAAUGAUUUUAACUUAUUUAAUAGUGCAUUUGAUGAUGUCAAUAGCAAUCAGAAUAUCAGUGGUUAGGUUUAUAUCCACAUACAUUGGUUUAGUAUGUUUAUGCAUUGGUAUACUCGAGUUAGGUACUGGAUUUGCAAUAAACACAACUAUAAUUCCAG